Messenger RNA from Homarus americanus (American lobster), 3655 nucleotides. RefSeq lists its product as uncharacterized. NCBI's taxonomy places the organism in Eukaryota, Metazoa, Arthropoda, Malacostraca, Decapoda, Nephropidae. The coding region runs from base 617 to 3655 and encodes 1012 amino acids. The transcript is spliced from 2 exons. The record is from RefSeq and is a predicted model, not a curated record.
UAGUCCAGGGAGGAGCACACCCCGCGCUGCUCUCUCUCUCCCCGCCAAUAACUGGAUCGCUUCGAUUCUGAUUAUCAUAACUUAAUGAACCUCUCGCCACUACAGGCUUCCAGGAGGUGGGCGAUCGUUCGUCUGACGUAACUGUUUUAUAAGUGGGUGUAGUGGAUCGCCAGGAAGAAGUUUGAAUAGAGACAUUCUAAUUGGGUGUUAAAAGUUUGUGUUUGUGGUACAGAUCUUCUCGCCUGCCUACCUCAGUGACCUCAGUCGUUCUUUACGGGUGGUUAACAGACUCAGUGUUGUGGAAUCUGUCAUUAUACAAUAUUUGAGAAUAUAUUGAUAAUUGGUGAGGAAAAAGUGGGUGAAAAUGACCUAAAGGUAGUGAAUAAGUGUGAUCAGAGUGGAUAGUACAAAUAGCGAAGAUUUUACCCUACAAGAGUCGUGUUGGUGAUUUCGACGGUCGCGUAGAAAGUAAUCCAAAGGGGCCGCCCGUACUACGACAACACGCAACCACGCACCAAAUGUCAUGCCCGUGCCCCCGCUGGUGACCUGACCCGUCUGGCCUUGUGCCCCCCUCCCUCCCGGCCCUCAUGGUGAAGGUGGUAGUGACGCCAGCAAGAUGAACCCCUCCAGUACCCUGCAGUACUUCAAGAAGCCCUUCUUCUGGAAGCUGGGCUACCUCAAGAUUAACAAGAAGGCCAAGAUACAGUCUGGUGUCACCGGCGGGGAGGAGACAGAGGUCAACCUUGCCACCUGCAUCCCGCUACCUGAGGACACCACAGACGGCCCCCCAAGCCUCACUGCCUUCAAGGGCGAGCUCGACUCAGCCGUCUCCCAGUACAUCUCUCAGGUUAAAGAUCUCGGUUACAAGGAGGAGACACCCAAGGAUCAGAAGCUUCUUGCUGUCAAGUUCCAGCUUGAUCCUGACGACAUAAAGCCCAAGAGCGAGGAGGAGGAGGAGGAGGAAGACGAGUUUGAGGAAGAGAAACCUAAGAUUAAGGUUAUCUCCAAGGAAGACAAGUGCGAGCAGACAGAGUUGGAGGUGGAGGUGACGUCUGUAGACAAUCCUCUGUAUCUUACACUAAGUGAGUGUUCCUCUGGUCUCCUGCCCUACAGUGAACAAGACCUGCCUCAGCAUCACCACUAUGAGAAUGGUCAAGUUGGCCGAGAAGACGAACACAUAUACGAGAACGUAGAUAACUCAACGGGUGGAGAGGAAGAAGAAGACGAGGAGGAGCACCUGUAUGAUACCUUACCAAGACGUAAGCCAGACUUGCCGCCUAAGCCAGAUUUCUUGUCCCAGCUUGCAGCGAGGCAGAGUGAACCAGUCAAACGUGCCUGGAACCCCUUCGUGAGCCUGAGCGUCGACACAGGGGAUCCAACACCCCCUCUGAGCACUGCCUCGUCCCUCUCGUCGCCAGACUCUCACCUCACCAACGAGCACUCUGAAGUGAGUCCCCAGAAGGAAGCCGAGAACACCACUACCAACCCGUUCUUGGACACCAAACCCACAGAGACCAGUGAACAGACGCUCAUCCUCGACGGCUCCGAGACAUCGGAUUUGGGUUCGUCUGGAGGAGAAUAUGACGUAGGAUCUGUUGAGGACUGGCCACUACCGCCCACACCCCCGCCAGGAGAGGAGGAGGUUACUGUACAGGACGACCCACUCCCCCCUCCGCCACCUGAACUUGCUCUGCAGCAACUUGAAGAAGAAGUGUUCCGUGAAGAGCAGGAGGAAAGGAAAGUUGCCCUUCAGAAAGAGAAAGAGUCCAUAGCACGCGAAUACGGCGCUAAGACCAAAGACCUCGACGAAGCACAACAAGUUGAAGCCGUCAACACAACUCUCACUUCUUUGGAGGAGAAAUUCACGAAACCGGACACCCAGACGCCGCCUCAAGAACCAGAGCCCAAGAAGGAGCCCAAAAUAAUCCAGAUUGAUGAGGACGACAGCGACGAGUUCGACACACCAGCCAUCAGACACUCUGUGAUCAUUGAACUGAAGGACUCUUGUCCAAAUGUUCCACAGAGCCUAAGGCCCUCAGAGAUCAGACGGAAGGAGAGUCUUAAACGCAGUGAGAGUGUCAAACACACGAGCGUCCUGAGGCGGACUAACAGCUACAAUAAAGUCAACAGACGGGAAUCAUUGUGUAAGGUGUUCCCGAGCAUCACCAGUGAGUUCAAGAAGUCAGAAAAUGGUGAAAGUGUUUCUGUCGGAGUGACAUCACCAAAGAGAGAGGAACAGAGUUUUACUUUCCUGGACUCCGGUGCCAGUAAAGAGAAGCAAUUCAUCGAAAUAUCUGACGACGGCUCCUGGGAGACCAAACUCUCGAGCAUGGACUCUCUGACCAACAACCACAACAACAAGCAGGAUAUUGAUCCUUUCACAGGUAACCCCAUCAUGGCGCCUCCCCUCAGCCCCGUCGCCAUCGCCGCCCCGCCCACAGAGUUCCAAACUGACGACGGGAUGGACGGUGUUUACUGCGCCAAUGUCAUCAACACUCACUCGGGUCCUUCAUCCCUUGCCAGCACCUUCGCCGAUUCCUUAGGCGCCGGAGACGUCAAUUCGCCGGAAACCCCAUCAUUUAUGACGGCACCUGAAACAAUCCUUGAAGAGCCGCCUUCCUUCUUCCAAGAUCCCGCCGUGAUGGACCUGGACGAGAAGGCUGCCGACAGUGCACAGACAAAUCCAGCUGAGGACAUGGAAGUCAGAUCCCCGGUACACAAGAAUCUAGGAGUUGCCAUCAUGGAGGGCUAUGAACAAGACCUGCAGAAGAAGAAGGACAGUAUGAACCUCCCCGAACAUUCCCUCCUGGAGUUCGGUGACACAGUUCGAGACUUGGAGCAGCAGCGAAGGUCUGUGAUUAAACAGAUGACAGUGAAAGCCAAGAGGAAGGACACUUGGAUCAAGACUUUCAACAUGCACGCUCACGGUAACGGAGACAACAUUCCCGUCGCUCCUUCACGGGCCAGGAGGAAAAACUCUCCCCAGAGGCCUGAGACAGUCACCAGGCAGGACAUCUCUGACUUACCCGUGAAUGGAUUUGCCAAGAAGUCAGAACCGGGAAUUGUGAAAUUGCAAAAGAGUAGCCUAGAAGCCUCACCCUCACAGAACAUGUCACCAAAGAGUACCAAGACUCCUGGUAAGGUGGAGCCAGUACCUCCUCCAAAAUCGUCACGCAAGAACAAGAUGACGGUAGAGCCAGUCGUCAUAGCGCCCGUGAAGAUUGACAACAGCCAGACCGUCCCUGAGGAGAGUGUCAUCUCGCCUAAGAACACCGAGAUUCUGGCAGCUCUCUUCUCGUCUCCUGUCAAAACGGCCCAAAACAUCGAGGAACACAAGGUUUCCCCUCAGAGCUCCCCAAAGAAGAUGACCAACAGCGUCAAACCUGAAACAGACGCCAAAGUAACCCACGACAUCCCUGCAGUAGAGCCUGCUGGGGACUCCGCCGUCGUGGACCAACUUGUGUCUUUUGCCGACUCCCCCGUGAAGCGUCCAGCAGCACCAGCACCUCCAGUCACCAGUACCAAACCUGAAGACUUCCUAGUGAUGUCCCUGGAAUCUACACCAGUCUUCACCGCCGCCACACCUGUCCUCUCCCCUGUAAAGCCCAGCGAGGAGUCUUUUACCCCUACUGGUACCACCCAGGAGGAGAGAUAA